ACUGGGGUUGCAGAAUGAGUGGGAGGUGAGGACGUGGUCUAAUGGUGAGGACCGCUCUUUAACGAAAAGAGUCUGGGAUUGCUUUAUAGUGUUUAAAGGCUAAGGGGCAGGAAGGAGAGGAGGUGAAGGUACAGGAAGGAAGGCUCCUGGGAACUAUGGCCUGGUCAAGGGACAAGAGGCACCCCCUCUGUGGCCAGAGGAAGGGGUGCAGUCACAUCUGUAAGAGCAGUGGGAAAAAACCAUGCGAGAGCCAGUCUCAAGGGUGAGGGCACCAGCGUGGAGCGCACAGAGCUGGAAUGAGGGCCUGUGGUUUUGAGGGGGACCCUGGGCUCAGUGGGAUGUCCCAAGGGUCAGGCUGGGGCUGGGGUACCAGAUCUAGUGAGUACAACUACAGGAUGCCCAGCAAAAUUUUUUUUAGCAUAAGUAUUUCCCAUGCAACGUCCGGGAUAUACUUACACUAAAAAAAAAAAUUAUUCGUUGUCUGAACUCAAGUCCUGUAAUUUUCAGCCAAUUCUAGCCCAGCGUGGCGCAUUAGUGGGUCAGGGAGGGCACGGGAACGGCGCGACCCGACAGCCUGGGAAACGGACAGCCGUGUCAGAAGGGCAGGUGCCAGUGGGGAGGAGGCCAGAGAGAAAGCCGCAGCUUCCUUCCACCUCGCGCCGGGCCCGCGGCAGCGCAAGGAACCUCUCCGGGUUCCUCCCGGCGGGAACCCCCUGCCCCAGAACUUUGGUCUCGUCCCAUCCACCCCCGCCCGCGCCAUGGUCUCGCCCUAGGGAGUUAUCGAUAACUCUACGCUCGACCUCGAUCGACUCGCUCCGGCUCCCCUUGCCGUCCUGGACACAGCGGAGUGCGGAGUCGCCCGUAAGCUCUAGGGCCCGUGCAGGCCACACCAUGAACACGUCCCCAGGCACGGUGGGCAGUGACCCGGUCAUCCUGGCCACUGCAGGCUACGACCACACCGUGCGCUUCUGGCAGGCCCACAGCGGCAUCUGCACCCGGACUGUGCAGCACCAGGACUCCCAGGUGAAUGCCUUGGAGAUCACACCAGACCGCAGUAUGAUUGCUGCUGCAGGUUACCAGCACAUCCGCAUGUAUGAUCUCAACUCCAAUAACCCCAACCCCAUCAUCAGCUAUGAUGGCGUCAACAAGAACAUCGCGUCUGUGGGCUUCCACGAAGACGGCCGCUGGAUGUACACGGGCGGCGAGGACUGCACAGCCAGGAUCUGGGACCUCAGGUCCCGGAACCUGCAGUGCCAGCGGAUCUUCCAGGUGAACGCACCCAUUAACUGCGUGUGCCUGCACCCCAACCAGGCAGAGCUCAUCGUGGGUGACCAGAGCGGGGCUAUCCACAUCUGGGACUUGAAAACAGACCACAACGAGCAGCUGAUCCCCGAGCCCGAGGUCUCCAUCACGUCUGCCCACAUUGACCCCGACGCCAGCUACAUGGCAGCUGUCAAUAGCGCUGGAAACUGCUAUGUCUGGAAUCUGACGGGGGGCAUUGGUGACGAGGUAACCCAGCUCAUCCCCAAGACCAAGAUCCCCGCCCACACGCGCUACGCCCUGCAGUGCCGCUUCAGCCCCGACUCCACGCUCCUUGCCACCUGCUCGGCUGAUCAGACGUGCAAGAUCUGGAGGACAUCCAACUUCUCCCUGAUGACGGAGCUGAGCAUCAAGAGCGGCAACCCCGGGGAGUCCUCCCGUGGUUGGAUGUGGGGCUGUGCUUUCUCGGGGGACUCCCAGUACAUCGUCACUGCUUCCUCGGACAACCUGGCCCGGCUCUGGUGUGUGGAGACUGGAGAGAUCAAGAGAGAGUAUGGCGGCCACCAGAAGGCUGUCGUCUGCCUGGCGUUCAACGACAGUGUGCUGGGCUAGCCUGUGACCCCUCAGGACUGCCUGGUGCAGGUGGUGGCAGCUGGAGGGUCCCAUGCAGCACCCAGGUCAGAACAGGCCCUACUGCCGGCCUACACCAGCUGGACCUGAUGGCCCCCUGUGGCACCUUGACCUGCUGGGCCAGGCCGCCCUGGGACUCUCAGCCCCCAGUUGCUUAUCCAGAUGUGACAGCUCGACCCAAGCCAGGCUGCACACUCCUGGACUGGGCUAGCCUGCACUGCCUGGGAGUCAGCCAAGGGCCCAAAGCUGCUGAGGGGUGUGAGGCUGGUGCCCACCCCUAAGCUAGUGUGUUUCCUGUCCCCUCCCUGCCGCGUUUCAGGGCCUUAGUCCACAGAGAACACCACUGUGGCCAGGUGGAAGGGUUUAUUAGUCCCUGCCGGCAGCUAUCCUCCCUGGUGCGGGUGACCUGGCCAGCCCGCUGGAUUGGGGACAGGGACCGGGCUGGGCCAGGUCGGGGCUCAGUCUGGGAGGUAAUAAAAGCAGACUGACACACAGA
This is a messenger RNA of Macaca mulatta (Rhesus monkey), 2386 nucleotides long. RefSeq names its product MTOR associated protein, LST8 homolog (gene MLST8). Gene Ontology annotation, cellular component: TORC2 complex; TORC1 complex. Gene Ontology annotation, biological process: regulation of actin cytoskeleton organization; TOR signaling. NCBI's taxonomy places the organism in Eukaryota, Metazoa, Chordata, Mammalia, Primates, Cercopithecidae. Gene Ontology annotation, molecular function: protein binding. The record is from RefSeq and is a predicted model, not a curated record.